AUGGAACUAGCAUCAAGGCGCCACUUCUUCAAACAUGGAGGGCAGGAUCCUUCAAUAGGCUUAAAUUCGGCGGAGAUCCAGAACUGCCACUGGUGCCAAUUGCGGUCCUUUGCCAACCAUGAAAAAUACCCCAUCUCGAUCAUUAACGACACCGGCGAUGGGGCUUCGCUACCUGCCGAUUUCCGUUUUAUUUCCGAAAGAAUCCUCGGAAAGGGUGUCUCGCGCGCCGAGGCUAGUUUCCUCAGCGGCUGCGAAUGCACCUCGAACGAGGAUUGCAUGUACGGUGGCUGCGAGUGCCUCUCGGAUCUCCCCGAUUCUGGACUUGAAAGCGACGGUGGUGCAGAUUCUCGCAAAAGCCGUAAUAGCCGCAUCAAGAAGUUCGCAUAUUAUUCGAGUGGCGAAAGAGCCGGCUUGCUGAGGGAAAGCUACCUCGAUACCCGGACAGCCAUCUACGAAUGCCAUGAGCAGUGCAGCUGUGGACCAGACUGCCCGAACCGCGUGGUCGAAAGGGGCCGCACCUUGCCUCUUCAGAUUUUCCGUACCGAUGACGGAAGGGGAUGGGGUGUCAAGGCCACAGUCGAUAUCAAAUGCGGCCAGUUCGUGGAUACCUAUAUUGGCGAGGUGAUUACUGACAGCGAGGCUGUGGAGCGCCGUAAGGCCACCCGCAAAAAGGACCUGUAUCUUUUCGACCUGGACAAGUUCUGGGAAGUGAUACAGGAUGACGAGAGCAGGCUGGUAAUCGACGGAGAGUACCGAAGCGGUCCUUCCCGCUUCUUUAACCAUAGCUGCGACCCAAACAUGCGCAUCUUUGCGCGUGUUGGCGCCCAUGCCGAACUGAACCUGCACGACCUUGCAUUUUUUGCUAUCCGAGAUAUAGCAAACGGCGACGAACUUACAUUCGAUUACGUCGAUGGCCAGGUCUUGCCAGAUGGUGAACCGCUGGACAAUGAUUAUACCAAAUGCUUGUGUAAAAGCGAUAACUGCAGAGGCGUUCUCUGGAGCUAA
Molecule: messenger RNA, 1005 nt
Organism: Pyricularia pennisetigena
Lineage: Eukaryota; Fungi; Ascomycota; Sordariomycetes; Magnaporthales; Pyriculariaceae
Exons: 3
Coding region: 1-1005 (334 amino acids)
Cellular component (GO): nucleus
Molecular function (GO): protein binding; zinc ion binding; histone methyltransferase activity
Source: RefSeq, a predicted model, not a curated record